CGACGUGGGACACGAACGACAUCGGCGUAUCAUCUUUGACAGGCUUUUCGGAUCCUCCCAAAGGUCAUUCGAUUGAGUUUCACGGGAUAUGGCGAGCAGUGGCGCGGACGAGGCCGCGAUCGUCGCGCAGCUCGCGCUGGCGGACGCGCGCGCCAACGUCGCGUUUGCCGCUUCGCUGCUAACGCACUGCAUCAAGCGGCGUCUUGACGAGCACAGCGACGAGCCGUGCGAGCUGCUGGACCUCGACGAUGCGAUUGCGCACCUCCAGCGGGCGUGGAGCACGUGCUUUCCCGACGCGACCGCCGAGAGCAUUUGGAUCCAAGAGCACAUUGCCCGCGCACGUGCCUACAUUCGGCGGUCGCACGCCGCAGCCUUCGAGCGCAAUGCGUACGACCACGUGAUCGAGUCGUUCGGGCACUUGGCUCGCUUCCUGGACGCGCCGUACAUUGCACUCGCGCUGCGGGACCGCGUUCUCGCCAAGCCGUUCGUGUACAAGGCGGUCACAAAGAACAGCAAGAAGAAGAGCAAGGUCAGCUGGCAACAGUGCAAGGACGACGGCAACGCGUGCUACCAGCGCCGCGAGUUUGACGCAGCGAUGGCGCUCUACACGACCGCGCUUUGGUACUCGCCCAAGGAGCCCACGCUCUACUCAAACCGCGCGCUCUGCGAGCUCCAGCUCAAGAAAUUCGACCUCGCGCGUCAAGACGCUAUCGACGCACUCGCGCUCUCGCCCAGUGGUAGCGUCAAGCUCUACCGAAUUCUCUCGGAAGCGCUCGUCGGCUUGCACUGGUACCACGAUGCGCUCGUCGAAUGUGAAAAAGGACUCGCGCUCGACCCGAACGACAGCGUGCUCCUGAGCCGCUCCAAGCACUGCGUCCACGUCCAAGACGAGAUGGAGUGGCAGACGCAGGUGGCCAUCGCCGGCGUUCAAUCGGCGCAGCUCGAGCUCGGGCGCAAGUUUGCGUCUGGGCACCGCGGCUACCGCCGAGAUGCGGCCAAGGCGACGCUGUGGCUGGAAAAGGCUGGCCGACCGGCCGACGAGAUCCGCGCGAUGCUGGCCUUUGGCGAUAAGAUGCUAUCGUACGAGGCCGAGCAUGGCGGUGACCACGAACUCUCGCUCGAAGCGCGGACGCACCGCUUUUGCCACGUUUUGCUCGACAGCUUCAAGCCGUCGGACAGUAGCCAAGCCCAUUGGCCCAUCGUCGCGUCGCACUUCAAAGCUGCGUACGACCGCGGUCUUCCCGGCGCCGGCGCCAAGUACGCGCAGAUUCUACGGCUCGGGAUCGGAACGCCCGUCAACGCGGCCGCCGCAGCAGACGCUGUGUUGCACAACGAGCCGUUUGACGACGAAGAGCCCGACGAGAUAGUCGCCGAUGACGAGGUGACGCCGGGUACGGCCCGUGUGUUGGGCGACGACGACGGCGACGACGGUGACGACGACGGCGACGACGGUGACGACGAAGCGAACGAGUUUAUGGACGUGGCCGAGACGUACUUUCGCAGUGCGUGGGACGCACUGGACGCCCGGGACGUGACCGCAGCGAUGGCAGACCUGCGCGAGGUCCUCGACAUGGACGACGAGCCGUCCGUGUUUGUCGACUUUGCGCGGCUCGUGCUCGCGUGGCUCGAGCGCGGCACCAGCGUCGUGCCGCUUAGCGGGCCGUGGCACCACCUCCUCGACGCCGAGCUCGCGCAUCUGCGGCGCGAAGGCGACGACAUGUACGCGCACCAGCUGUACGCCAAAGCGAUCGAGUUUUACAGCCGCGCGCUCAACUGGACCACGCUCCGUAACGACGUGCUUCGCAUUGCGCCAUUGGACGCUGACGAGCGCGGUCUCUUGUACUGGAAGCGCGCGCUAGCUGGCUUUCACCUUGGGCUCUACGGCGACGUGUGCGCCGAUAUGGAGGACGCGGUGGAUUCGAGUAGGAACAACAUUGCGUUCUACCGGCUCUGGGCCAAAGCCGCGCUCCUCGACCACGACUACGACGCGGUUUUGGACGUUUGCGACGACGGACUGCAGCUGGACCCGCACGACAAGGACCUUCUCUCGCUCCAGGACGACGCCGAGGCCUUCUUGUAAACAAAUGUUAGAAAAACGCCAUAAGAGAAUGUGAGGCUUUUGCGUCACCUCAUGGCUGCAUUAUUGUUAGUACAUGGAAUAUACUAACACGUGCACGAACAGCUAGUCGUCGCAGAGCAC
Saprolegnia diclina VS20 is the source of this 2200-nucleotide messenger RNA. RefSeq lists its product as hypothetical. Bases 89 to 2080 code for a protein of 663 amino acids. Lineage: Eukaryota; Oomycota; Saprolegniomycetes; Saprolegniales; Saprolegniaceae. Gene Ontology annotation, molecular function: protein binding. The transcript has a single exon. The record is from RefSeq and is a predicted model, not a curated record.